Molecule: messenger RNA, 780 nt
Organism: Juglans microcarpa x Juglans regia
Lineage: Eukaryota; Viridiplantae; Streptophyta; Magnoliopsida; Fagales; Juglandaceae
Exons: 2
Coding region: 1-780 (259 amino acids)
Source: RefSeq, a predicted model, not a curated record
AUGACUAUGGACACACAGGUAGUUGCUCCUACACCUGAAGAUGUAACAAAUACUAAUGAAGUUGAAAAAGAACCAGAGAUGGUGAGACGAUACUUGAAGAAGCCUGUGAGUGCAGAUGCUGAAACUAGUAGGGGGUAUCAACCUGUGGUUCCCUAUUCUCCAAGAUUGGCAGCUGGCCAAAAGAAUAAAUACCACACUAAGAUUCAGGAGAUCUUCAAGCAACUGAAUGUAAAGAAGAAAGCUUUCCUAACGGAGCAAGUUAGUACAUUGGUAUUGAGCGAGACACCUCAGAAGUUUGGAGAUCCCGACUCUCCCAACAUUUCUAUUAUGAUCGAUGAGUCACGCAUUGGGAGAGCUUUACUUGAUUUGGGGAGUAGUGUGAACUUGCUACCAUUCUCAGUGUAUGAGCAGUUGGGAUUGGGUGAGUUGAAAAAGACCUCCAUCAUGCUACAGUUGGCUGACAGAUCAAUUAAGGAGCCGAGGGGUAUUGUUGAGAAUAUGCUGAUCCAAGUGGACAAAUUUUACUACCCAGUGGAUUUUGUAGUUCUUAAUAUGCAACAGCUAGCCACUACUAUUUACCAGGCGCCUGUCAGCCUUGGGUGCCCAUUCCUUGUUACAUCCAAUGCACUGAUAAAUUGUGGAAGUGGAGUACUAAAACUCACCUUCGGGAAUAUAACAUUGGAAAUGAAUGUGUUCAAUACUUGCAAGAUGCCUGGUGAUUGCGACGAGUCAGAGGUGCAUGCUAUUGAUCUGAUUUCAGAGCUUGAUGAAAUAAAGUGA